This is a messenger RNA of Spea bombifrons (plains spadefoot toad), 1553 nucleotides long. It is a transcript of the gene CXCR5, whose product is annotated as C-X-C motif chemokine receptor 5. Lineage: Eukaryota; Metazoa; Chordata; Amphibia; Anura; Pelobatidae. The transcript is spliced from 2 exons. Bases 58 to 1176 code for a protein of 372 amino acids. Gene Ontology annotation, biological process: chemotaxis; G protein-coupled receptor signaling pathway; immune response. Gene Ontology annotation, cellular component: membrane. Gene Ontology annotation, molecular function: chemokine receptor activity. The record is from RefSeq and is a predicted model, not a curated record.
CACAAAGUCAUCUGCUUCUCCUAAGGUUCACUGCAUAUCACUGUCCAGUGUGAGGCCAUGGAGUUAUCGCUGGUGAAUCUGGCGAGCGUGGAGAUCACAGACUUUGAAGAUCUUAGCCUUAAUGGACUGUUUCUCAACUAUAGUCACGAUACAUCAGAUAGCCUGGGCGGCUUUGUGUGUCCCGGUGCCUUAGAAAAUCAUCCAGAAGCCACACUGAAGAUUUUCCAGAAGUUCAUCAUUCCUGUGGUUUACUCAUUGGUGUUCUUGUUGGGGUCUUUGGGCAAUGGCCUUGUUCUCCUAAUUCUUCUGAGACACAAUCGCACACGUUCCACCACAGACAACUUCCUCCUGCACCUGGCCGUGGCUGACCUCCUCAUGCUCAUAACUUUUCCCUUUUCUGUGGUAGAGUCUGCCUACGGCUGGGUAUUUGGAAAUUUUAUGUGCAAAAUGGUAGGCGUCCUCAGUCGUCUCAAUUUCCUUUGUAGCAGUCUCUUGUUAGGAUGCAUAAGUGUGGAUCGAUACCUUGCAAUCAUCCAUGCUGUAUAUUCUUUCAGGGCACGAGGUGUACUUGCUGUACAUCUCCCCUGCGUUGGGGUAUGGAUUUUGUGCUUCCUUUUUUCAGUUCCCAGCCUGUUCUUCUUAGGGACAGUGAAUAAUGAAAAUAUGACUGAUUGCACUUAUCACCAGAGCCACUUCCCCAGCAAUGCCUGGUGGCAGGCAAAUAGAUUCCUCAAUCAUGUGGUGGGCUUCUUGUGUCCACUCUUUGUCAUGGGAUUCUGCUAUGCCAAUAUUGUGGCUGUCCUAUACAAGUCAAAGAGAAGAGAAAAGAGAAGGGCAGUGAAGGUGGCCAUUGUCAUCACUGGGGUCUUCUUCAUGUGCUGGACCCCAUACAAUGUUGUUGUUCUUCUGGAUACACUUGAUCAGUCCGGAUUACUUAAGAGCUGCAUGCUUCAGGAUCAUCUUCCCAUAGCAAUUUUACUUACAGAAAUCUUGGGAUCUGUACAUUGCUGCCUGAAUCCCAUUCUCUACGCCUUUGUUGGAGUAAAGUUCAGAAAUUAUGCACUCCAGGUCCUCCAACGUACAGGGUGCCUUAGUUCACUGGGCAAAAUUCACACACCAGACAGGAAAAGCAGCAUCAUGGACUCGGAGGCUGGAACAGUUUUAUCUAGCUUCUAGUUCCAAUGUUGAAUAUGGGAACAGCUGUACAUUUCAAUCUAAAAUCGUAUAAAAACAUACGUACUGCGUAUAAUCAUCAGAGUAUGUUUCUGUGAAUACGUUAUUGUGCGUUUGGCAGUCUCAGUAGAAAUGCACAGAUACGAGAAUGAGUUUGGCAAUGAGCACAUGUGAAUGAGUACAACUUAUUAGGGUCUAAAUUUGUUAAUGUUUUAGGGCACUUUGGAUAUAAAUGUCUGACGACUGCUAUGCAAAUUAAAUAUGACAUCUGCAGAAAACUUGCUUAGCUAUUCUCAAGAGCUCUGCAUUUAAUUUCAAAUAAGCUUGCAGUAAAGGCUUCUGCCGAGUACACCUUAUUAUAACCUAGUAAUAUUAUUGCA